Molecule: messenger RNA, 2745 nt
Organism: Anopheles stephensi (Asian malaria mosquito)
Lineage: Eukaryota; Metazoa; Arthropoda; Insecta; Diptera; Culicidae
Gene: GlyRS
Product: glycine--tRNA ligase
Exons: 4
Coding region: 181-2535 (784 amino acids)
Biological process (GO): mitochondrial glycyl-tRNA aminoacylation
Cellular component (GO): cytoplasm; mitochondrion
Molecular function (GO): ATP binding; glycine-tRNA ligase activity
Source: RefSeq, a predicted model, not a curated record
GUCAGCAAAGGAAAAAUAAAACAUAUUGCCGGCGUGAAAACGUGAGCUCGUUCGUUUGCUAUCGUUUUGUGGAAAUAUUAGCUUAAAAAUAGUGUUAAACUCGAAUUGGUGAAUACGAGCGCACCUUCAACCCGUGGGUGACCAUUGUUCCAAACGGAUGGUGGUGCAUUCCAUUCGUAAAUGUCCACUCACCUUUGCCUCAACUUCCUCAGUAGAUUAGUGCCUAGAGGCAGCAGAUCCGGAGCAGUCCGACGACACGUUUACUCCCUUAUCCCUCCCGCUGGUGAUAGCACCCGAUUUGCCACCUUCGGUUCAUCCGUACACAAAUUUGUGACAAAUCCUCAGUCAAAUCCCGGCGAGAGAAAGCUUCAAUCUGAACCUCGGCGUCUGUACUCGGCAACAGCCAGCCAGACCGACUCAUCCAGAAAGCCGUUCAAUUGGGGUUCGAAUAAAAAGCAUCGUGACGUGAAGCUUCGCCUACAGCUGUUGGAAACCAUGACUGACCCGAAGAUUGAGGAACAGUUAGCGCCGUUGCGCGAAGCAGUUAAGGAGCAGGGAGACUUGGUGCGCAAGCUUAAAAGUGAAGGUGCUCCGGAAAUCGACGUGAAGAAAGCGGUCAAUGAACUUAAGGCACGCAAGAAGGUGCUUGAAGAUCGCGAACUAAGCCUCGCACCUCAGGUGGCCAGCUUCGAUCGGGCCCGCAUGGAAGAUUUGCUCAAGCGACGAUUCUUCUAUGAUCAGAGUUUUGCCAUCUACGGUGGCAUCACCGGUCAGUACGAUUUCGGCCCGAUGGGCUGUGCGCUGAAGUCGAACAUGAUCAACACUUGGCGCCAGUUUUUCGUGCUCGAAGAACAGAUGCUCGAGGUGGACUGUUCGAUCCUUACGCCCGAGCCGGUUCUGAAAGCGUCCGGCCACGUGGACCGGUUUGCCGAUCUUAUGACAAAGGACGUGAAAAACGGAGAAUGCUUCCGGUUGGAUCAUUUGAUUAAGAAUCAUCUGGAAAAGCUGGCAGCGGCUAAGGAUGCCACGGCGGAGCUGAAGGACGAAUGUGCCGAUAUCGUCAUCAAGCUGGACGGUAUGACGAAGGACGAAAUGGCAGCAAUUUUGCGAAAGUUUAACAUGAAAUCACCCAUCACUGGGAAUGAUCUUACGGAACCGAUUGAGUUCAAUCUUAUGUUCGGCACGCAGAUCGGACCAACCGGUUUGGUGAAAGGUUUCCUGCGUCCCGAAACUGCGCAGGGCAUUUUUGUGAACUUCAAGCGUCUGCUGGAGUUCAAUCAAGGCCGGUUACCGUUUGCUGCCGCACAAAUCGGUAACAGCUUCCGGAAUGAAAUUUCACCCCGAUCCGGGUUGAUUCGUGUGCGCGAGUUUACGAUGUGCGAAAUCGAACACUUCUGCGAUCCGCAGGCCAAAAACCAUCCCAAGUUCGAGAAUGUGGCGGACACGGUAAUGACGCUUUACUCGGCAUGCAAUCAGAUGGAUGGCAAGAGUGCCCAGCAGGUCCGCAUUGGUGAUGCGGUUGCGAGCGGAUUGGUAGCGAACGAAACGCUCGGCUACUUUAUGGCGCGCAUCCAGAUGUUCCUGCACCGGAUUGGAAUCUUGCCGGACCGGCUACGGUUCCGCCAGCAUAUGGGCAACGAGAUGGCACAUUAUGCGUGCGAUUGCUGGGAUGCGGAGUGUCUUACGAGCUACGGCUGGAUCGAGUGUGUCGGAUGUGCCGACCGGUCCGCGUACGAUUUGACCCAGCACACGAACGCAACCGGUGUAAAGUUGGUGGCGGAGAAGAAGCUUCCCGCACCGAAAACCAUCGAGGUGACGGAGGUGGUACCGAACAAGGCCGCCAUCGGAAAGGCAUUCAAAAAGGACGCCAAAGCUAUUACGGAUGCGCUGGCAAAGCUUUCCCUCGGAGAGGUUGAAAGUAUUGGCAAGAGCCUAGGCGAGAAGGGAGAACAUACGCUGCCGGUCAAUGGAACGGACGUGAAACUGACCAACGAUCUGAUCGCGGUUAAAACUACCUCCAAAACGGUGCACGUGGAGGAGAUUACUCCCAGCGUGAUCGAGCCUUCGUUUGGCAUUGGGCGCAUUAUGUACUCGCUGCUGGAGCACAGCUUCCGGAUGCGUGAAGGGGACGAGCAGCGCAGUUACUUCUCGUUGCCACCGGUAGUGGCUCCGCUUAAAUGUUCGGUGCUUCCGUUAAGCAACAAUGCCGAAUUUGCACCGUUCGUCAAGAAGAUUUCUACGGCCCUCACAUCCGUGGACGUGUCGCACAAGGUGGACGAUUCUAGCGGUUCGAUCGGUCGUCGGUAUGCGCGCACGGACGAGAUUGCAAUUCCGUACGGUAUUACGAUCGACUUCGAUACGCUCAAGGAACCGCACACGGUCACACUGCGAGAGCGAGAUUCAAUGAAGCAAGUCCGCAUUGGGUUGGAUGAGGUAGCGAACACGAUUCGUGAUCUGGCAACCGGACGCACCAGUUGGGCCGAGGUGGAACAAAAGUAUCCGCGUUUUGAGCAGCAGGAAGCGUCUGCCAAGUAAAGCUUAACGCAUUUAUUGAGCGCGCAUUUAGUAACACGAAAAUGACACACUUAAAGCUUGCUAAGAGUUUUGCCUUUCUCAUCCAGUGGGUGAUUAUGGAAUAUUUAAUUUAAAAGAUCACACUUUUUACUAUAAGCCAAGGUUUCUGUUUCGUGCAUGCAGUAAUUACACAAAUUACACUCAAAAUAAAGUUUUUCUUUGGAAAUAUGA